Messenger RNA from Epinephelus lanceolatus (giant grouper), 2958 nucleotides. RefSeq names its product DEAH (Asp-Glu-Ala-His) box helicase 15 (gene dhx15). Gene Ontology annotation, molecular function: RNA helicase activity; RNA binding; ATP binding. Gene Ontology annotation, cellular component: intracellular anatomical structure; spliceosomal complex. NCBI's taxonomy places the organism in Eukaryota, Metazoa, Chordata, Actinopteri, Perciformes, Serranidae. The record is from RefSeq and is a predicted model, not a curated record.
CGGGCACAUCAUCAUCCCGACCCGACGGAGAGGCAGCAGACCUCCCGCAUCCUCCCCCGCAUCCCCAAACCACCGCAUUGUGUCUGCAGCCACUGCGAUAGGCGUUCACGGACAGCAUCAUGUGCAGACUUCAGUAAAGCCGGGACGUUUUUCUAUGCAACGCGCUCCUCUGGUCUCACAGUAAACCGCUGCUCUCGAAACAUUUUCUCAAGGAUAAUAACGAUGAGGCGUGACCGCGAUAGAGACAGAGAGCGUGAUGAACGGUCGAGGGACAGGGACCGUGACCGGGAUCGAGACCGUGACAGGGACAGAGAUGUGAAGUCAUCCGGGGUGCCCACCAUCCUAACUGCAGGCGGUGGAAGCUUCCUCAAGCAAACCCCCUUUCAGCAGCAGAUCAACCCUUUCACCAACCUGCCCCACACACCACGUUACUAUGAGAUCCUGAAGAAGCGGCUGCAGCUGCCUGUGUGGGAGUACAGAGAGAGCUUCACUGACAUCCUGAUGCGGAACCAGUCUUUUGUGCUGGUGGGAGAAACGGGCUCUGGGAAAACCACACAGAUCCCUCAGUGGUGUGUGGACAUGGUGCGGUCAGUGCCGGGACCAAAGAGAGCCGUGGCCUGCACCCAGCCCAGGAGGGUAGCAGCCAUGAGCGUUGCCCAGAGGGUUGCUGAUGAAAUGGAUGUCAUGCUGGGCCAAGAGGUGGGCUACUCCAUCAGGUUUGAGGACUGCAGCUCUGCCAAGACGGUACUCAAGUACAUGACAGAUGGAAUGUUGCUGCGGGAGGCCAUGAAUGAUCCCCUGCUCGAGCGCUACGGUGUCAUCAUCUUGGACGAGGCACACGAACGCACAUUAGCCACAGAUAUCCUCAUGGGGGUCCUCAAGGAGGUGGUCCGCCAGAGGGCUGACCUCAAGGUCAUCGUCAUGAGCGCCACGCUAGAUGCCGGCAAGUUCCAGGUGUACUUUGACCACUGCCCGCUGCUCACCAUCCCCGGACGCACGCACCCUGUGGAGAUUUUUUACACGCCCGAGCCUGAGCGGGACUACCUGGAAGCAGCCAUCCGCACCGUGAUCCAGAUCCACAUGUGUGAGGGGGACGAGGGGGACAUUCUGCUUUUCCUCACUGGACAAGAGGAAAUUGAUGAAGCUUGCAAGCGAAUCAAGCGGGAGGUCGACGACCUGGGGCCUGACGUCGGCGAUAUCAAGAUCAUCCCACUGUACUCCACACUUCCUCCACAGCAACAGCAGAGGAUCUUUGAGCCACCCCCACCCAAUAAACCGAGUGGUGCCAUUGGAAGGAAGGUUGUCGUGUCAACAAACAUCGCUGAGACAUCCCUGACCAUUGACGGCGUGGUGUUUGUAAUCGAUCCUGGAUUUGCCAAGCAAAAGGUGUAUAACCCACGAAUCAGAGUGGAAUCCCUUUUGGUCACAGCCAUCAGUAAGGCCUCGGCCCAGCAGAGGGCAGGUCGUGCUGGACGAACACGCCCAGGAAAGUGCUUCCGCCUUUACACAGAGAAAGCUUACAAGACAGAAAUGCAGGACAACACGUAUCCAGAGAUCCUGAGGUCCAAUCUGGGCUCUGUGGUGCUGCAGCUGAAGAAACUGGGUAUUGACGACCUGGUGCACUUUGACUUCAUGGACCCACCAGCCCCAGAGACCCUGAUGAGAGCCCUGGAGUUGCUGAACUACCUGGCAGCGCUCAAUGACGACGGUGACCUGACGGAGCUGGGCUCCAUGAUGGCAGAGUUCCCCCUGGACCCCCAGCUGGCCAAGAUGGUCAUCGCCAGCUGUGAAUUCAACUGCUCGAACGAGGUCCUCUCCAUCACUGCCAUGUUGUCAGUCCCACAGUGCUUCGUCCGACCCACGGAGGCUAAGAAGGUGGCUGACGAGUCCAAGAUGCGCUUUGCCCACAUAGACGGGGACCACAUGACGCUGCUUAACGUCUACCACGCCUUCAAACAAAACCACGACUCCACUCAGUGGUGCUACGACAAUUUCGUCAACUACCGCUCACUAAUGUCAGCAGACAACGUACGGCAACAGCUGUCCAGGAUCAUGGACCGCUUCAACCUGCCACGGCGGAGCACCGAAUUCAGCAGCAGAGACUACUACACCAACAUCCGCCGAGCGCUGGUCACUGGCUUCUUCAUGCAGGUCGCUCACCUGGAGCGCACAGGCCAUUACCUGACAGUGAAGGACAACCAGGUCGUACAGCUGCACCCUUCCACUGUGCUGGAUCACAAGCCGGAGUGGGUGCUUUACAACGAGUUUGUGCUCACCACAAAGAAUUACAUCCGCACGUGCACUGACAUCAAACCAGAGUGGCUGGUGAAAAUUGCCCCGCAGUACUAUGAGAUGAGUAACUUCCCCCAGUGUGAAGCGAAGAGACAGUUGGAGCGUAUCAUUGCAAAAAUCUCAUCCAAGGAAUACACUCAGUACUAAGAAGGUUUGCAUGUGCUGCAACAGCAUCCUCGGCAUCUGUACAAAGUAAAACCUGAACUUAUUUGAGCUGUUUUGUUUUUUUCUUACCAACAACAACCUCAUUUUGAUUUUUUGUCUCAUUGUGUGUAAUGUAUUUUCAUGAUGACUGAUGAAUUGUGUCCUUUAAGGGCCACUGUGGGUCAUUUUUUAAAGCCCAGAGGGUUAAGCACUACCAGAGAUGGACUGUAAAUGAAUUUAGUCAUUAACCAUUUCUGUUUAAAGCAUGAUAGCUCAUGUACAUUUCAACAUUCCUCUUUAAGACAUCCGUAUUAAGCCACAGCCCAGGAUUCUUGGCUGUUGUCUUGCUUCUGCUGCUGAAACGGCAUAAAUCCAUGGAAGCUUUUGAUCAAAUAUAAUUUAUACUGUAUUUUGAUGCGGGCAUAAUGUAUUGUUCUCCUGUCACGGAGAUACUAAGAGGGGCAUUCUGGUCACAUUUCCUGUCGCUGUUCAACUUAAUAAAAUUGACUUUGUAAUAAAACA